AUGGAUCAGUCCAUGAACCCCGCAAUGGACCUGAAAGGGCUUCCGUCUGCAAUUAAUCUGUCAGAGAAGCGUGCUGCGCUUGCUGGUCCCACCGGUUUGAAGGGCCUGAUCAGCAAUAAGAAGACAUUCCUUAUUGGAUUAUUUGCUUCUCUGGGUGGUCUUGUAUAUGGAUACAAUCAGGGAAUGUUCGCACAAGUUUUGACCAUGACUUCUUUUAUUAAGAAAACGCAAGGCUAUGCUGCCACCACCGGUACCGGACAGGGUCUUCUGACUUCGAUUCUUGAAUUGGGCGCCUGGGUCGGUACUUUGCUCAACGGUUACCUUGCAGAUGCAGCUGGUCGUCGAGCUACCGUAUGUAUUGCUGUCGCAGCAUUCACCGUCGGUGUUAUCGUACAGGCCUGCGUUGAGAACAAGAACUACAUCUUCGGUGGUCGUUUUGUGACUGGUCUGGGUAUCGGUAGCUUGAGUAUGGUUGUGCCGCUUUACAAUGCUGAGCUUGCCCCACCCGAGAUUCGUGGUUCGCUUGUCGCCAUCCAGCAGUUAUCAAUUACUUUCGGAAUCAUGGUCAGCUUCUGGCUCGGCUACGGUACUAACUUCAUUGGUGGCACCGGCGACGGCCAAUCCAUCGCCGCAUACCUGAUCCCAAUUUGCAUUCAAUUACUCCCUGGCUUUGUUCUGGCAGCUGGUAUGCUUCUGUUCAUGCCCCAGUCUCCUCGUCACCUGAUGAACACCGGCCGAGAAGAGGAAUGUCUGACCACAUUGGCUCGUCUCCGCGGGAAGUCUCAGGAUGACAUUGGUGUACGAGUGGAAUUUUUGGAAAUCAAGGCUCUCUAUCUGUUUGAGAGAGAGACUUCUAUCCGGAAGUACCCUCAAUACCAAGAUGGAUCCGUAAAGAGCAAUUUCAUGAUCGCCAUGAAUGACUAUAAGUCUCUGAUUACAAAUAAGUCUCUGUUCAAGCGACUGUCAGUUGCUUGCCUGAUCAUGUUGUUCCAACAAUGGAAUGGAAUCAACGCCAUCAACUACUAUGCACCAUUUAUCUUCGAGGAUAUGGGAUUCGUAGGUAACUCUGAGAAUCUGUUGGCCACUGGAGUAGUCGGCGUUGUGGAGUUCCUGGCGACAAUCCCAGCUGUACUUUUGGUCGACAAGAUUGGUCGUAAGAAGCUUCUGAUCGCCGGUGCCAUUGGAAUGGCGGUAUGCCAUUUCAUCGUCGCCGGUAUCAUUGCCACCUACGAGGGCAAAUGGGACAGCCACCGCUCAGCUGGUUGGGCCGCGGUCGUUUUUGUCUGGAUCUACGUUAUUAACUUUGCUUACUCCUGGGGUCCUUGUGCCUGGAUUGUUGUCUCUGAGGUUUUCCCUCUUAGCAUGCGUGCGAAGGGUGUCUCUGUCGGUGGAAGUUCCAACUGGCUGAACAACUUUGCUGUCGCUAUUUCGACGUCUCCAUUUAUUUCCAAGACGACCUAUGGUGCCUUCAUUUUCUUCGGUAUCAUCACCACAAUUGGUGGUGUUUAUGUUUACCUACUUGUUCCAGAGACCCGAGGCCGUACACUCGAGGAGAUGGACGAACUUUUCGGAACAACUGCAUUUGCAGCUGAAGACCAGACAUUGAGAGUGCGUAUUGAGCAGGAAAUUGGACUGCUUGCUCUUCUUGGUGAAGAGGAUGUUCAAAACGAGACAGUUAGUAAGACUGAACACGAGCAUGUCACUGAGGCCGAACCUGUUGCUGUCGAGGCCGGUUAUGGGUCUGUUGAAAAGGUUGAAUCUUGA
This is a messenger RNA of Penicillium malachiteum, 1764 nucleotides long. RefSeq lists its product as uncharacterized. Bases 1 to 1764 code for a protein of 587 amino acids. The record is from RefSeq and is a predicted model, not a curated record. Lineage: Eukaryota; Fungi; Ascomycota; Eurotiomycetes; Eurotiales; Aspergillaceae. Gene Ontology annotation, biological process: carbohydrate transport; transmembrane transport. The transcript has 9 exons. Gene Ontology annotation, cellular component: membrane. Gene Ontology annotation, molecular function: carbohydrate:proton symporter activity.